Messenger RNA from Athene cunicularia (burrowing owl), 4351 nucleotides. It is a transcript of the gene TMEM184B, whose product is annotated as transmembrane protein 184B. Gene Ontology annotation, molecular function: transporter activity. Bases 61 to 1317 code for a protein of 418 amino acids. The transcript is spliced from 9 exons. Lineage: Eukaryota; Metazoa; Chordata; Aves; Strigiformes; Strigidae. Gene Ontology annotation, biological process: transport. The record is from RefSeq and is a predicted model, not a curated record.
GUCUUGGCUCGUGGGCAGCUCUCUAGCAAUUGCAACAGGAACCUCACACCAAAAGGCACCAUGAUAGUGAUGAGUGGCGUCACUGCAGCCCCCAGAUUGGGGUCAACUGCCACCACUCCAGCUGUGGCUCCCAACUUCUCCUGGAUGCCGGAGGAUGGCAGCCCCACAGCUGUGGAGCAGCCAGUAUUCCUCAUGACUACCGCUGCUCAGGCCAUCUCAGGUUUCUUUGUAUGGACAGCUUUGCUCAUCACCUGCCAUCAGAUCUACAUGCAUCUUCGCUGCUAUAGCUGCCCAAAUGAACAGCGCUACAUUGUUCGGAUCCUCUUCAUUGUGCCCAUUUACGCCUUUGACUCAUGGCUCAGUCUCCUGUUCUUCACCAAUGACCAGUACUAUGUUUACUUUGGCACAGUGCGGGACUGCUACGAAGCCUUUGUAAUAUACAACUUUCUAAGCCUCUGCUAUGAGUACUUGGGAGGGGAGAGCUCCAUCAUGUCUGAGAUCAGAGGGAAACCAAUUGAGUCCAGCUGUGUAUAUGGGACUUGCUGCCUGUGGGGAAAGACCUAUUCAAUUGGAUUCCUGAGGUUCUGCAAACAGGCUACCCUGCAGUUCUGUGUGGUGAAGCCCCUCAUGGCGAUCAGCACAGUCAUCCUUCAGGCCUUCGGCAAGUACCAGGAUGGUGACUUUGAUGUAACCAGUGGCUACCUCUAUGUGACGAUCAUCUACAACAUCUCUGUCAGCCUGGCACUGUAUGCCCUCUUCCUUUUUUACUUUGCCACACGUGAGCUGCUGAGUCCCUAUAGCCCAGUCCUCAAGUUCUUCAUGGUGAAGUCUGUCAUCUUCCUGUCCUUCUGGCAAGGGAUGCUGUUGGCCAUCUUGGAAAAGUGUGGUGCCAUCCCCAAAAUCCACUCUGCCAGCGUGUCUGUGGGUGAAGGCACCGUAGCUGCCGGGUAUCAGGACUUCAUCAUUUGCGUGGAGAUGUUCUUUGCAGCCAUUGCCCUACGCCAUGCUUUCACAUACAAGGUGUAUGUGGACAAGAGACUUGAUGCUCAAGCUGUUCCAUCAUAUGGGCCAUACGGUCGCUGUGCUCCCAUGAAGAGCAUCUCCAGCAGCCUCAAGGAGACCAUGAACCCCCACGACAUUGUCCAAGAUGCGAUCCACAACUUCUCCCCAGCCUACCAGCAGUACACUCAGCAGUCAACGCUGGAGCAUGGUCCACCCUGGCGUAAUGGCAGUCAUGUUAUCUCACGCUCCCACAGCUGCUCGGGUGCCCGUGACAACGAGAAGACCCUCUUGCUGAGCUCUGAUGAUGAAUUCUAGGAGGAGAAACUGCCAGAACAGGCUGUCAUUUUCCUCCUUUUGUUCUUUUUAUUUUUUUAAUUUAUUGAGCAGAAACACGCAAGUCAUAUCACUUCCUAGAGAGUGGAGAUUGCAGAAGUGAGCACUUCCCAUUAGCUUUUGUGGGUACGGACAUGAUGAGCAGUGCGGAGGUGGGGGAAUGGCCAGGGCUCCACUCUUGAGCCCAUUCCUUACAGCAGCAGUAGACUGGAAUUAACUGAAACAAAGCUCCAGGGUUUGGGGCUCUGGCCUUUUACACCUGCCCAGCUUGGUGUGGAGCAUGACCGGCCAGAGCCUGGAGUUGUGGCCAAAAAUAUUUUUGGGUUUUGUUUCCAACUGGACAACCCAAUUACUUCGUAUUCCUCUUCUUGAAUGGUUGAUGUAGGCACAGUUUUCUCCCUCAGCUCCCUGUUACUAACAUCUCUCUGAUCCUUGUGGAAUGGGAUUAGGAUGCAGCGAUAAGCAUUUAUGUGGACCAGACCAGAGACUGGUCUCUCUUAUAGCCAUUGCCUUGAAUCAUUAGUAAGGAACAUCUACCCCCACCCUCCUAAGCACUUGAUGGUGCAGUCCUGUACUUGAGUUAGCAAGGGGUAUACGGACUCUUUCUUACUGUUCCUCUGCUCCCUGCAGCCCCCUCUGCUCCUCUUCAAAGCUGAUGCUUGUUGAAGCUCAGCAGGUAUGGAAUUACUGUCUCACAAGAGUGGGUUUUUCUAAUCACCAGGUGUCCAAGCUUCCCAUUGCCUCUGUGUUCCUGUGGCAAGAAGCCUCCCUGAAGUGUCUGUCUCCCGCUAAAAAGACUGAGGGCUGGCUGUGAUAGGUGGUGAAAGUUUGCAGAGCUCUGGCCCUUUCAUCCUUCUUGGGGGAGGGAAGAUAGGUAAACACUAAAAUGUUUUUCCUUGUUUCUUGUCCCCCACUGACAUAGCUGCCCCUCUUAAAGGUCUGGAUUGCACCAGGUAGCUGCCAGCACAGGUCCUGGUCUCUUGCAGGUGGCUCUCCCCAUAUUUGUCUUCAUUGGCUUUCCCUGCAAGCUGCACAAGUUUUGCCCCUAGGCUGGAGUAUUCUGGAAGCAAUGUUACACAUUCCCUCUUUGCUUUUUAUCUCCAUAGCUGUUUUGGGAGCAGACUUGAAACCUGACAUGACCCAGCUGGUUAAAAUUGUCCCUCUUAGUUUCCCAGGCAGCAGUUGCUGCUGCCACUGCACAUUUCACAGACUCUGCAGCCACUGCAGUGCUACUGAGGGUGGACCCAACAUCCAUGGGAGUGGGAAAAGAAGCUACUCCUUGCUUUUGUUGGGUUUUGGGUCGAGCCCUAGGUACUUAGUGGAGCCAAAAUAAAAAUGACCUCUCUGUAGAUCUGUCCAGGGACCAGGAAAUGCCUCUUGCUUGCUUAAAAUUGUCUAGGGGAGGAGAGGGAAGCACACUCAAGUGUCACAGACGGAUGCCCCUACCCCCAAGCAGGAAGGAAAAUGGAGAGUUUGGAGCAAGAUACUGUGUUCUUGGCUGUAGUUUCUCUGUUCCUCUCCUGCUUGAUGCCAUCAGCAGACCUGCACAUUUCCAGAUGACCCUUCGUUGCUCUGUUAGGAGAACUGGGGUCUAGUUUACUGCCUGGAGUUUACCUUUCCUCUCGUAUCCUAAUCUGUGUGCUUGCUCAUUCACUUUCUCAGAAGUGACUGUGAGCAAAGAGCACCUUGCUCCCUCAACAUCCCUCCCAGAAGCAUGUGGUUGAAGAGGAGGCAGGUUCUGUGAGGAUAAGAUAGAGGAAGGCAUAAGGACAGUCUCCUCCUGUACUCAUGUGUCUGGGGGUAUGGUGAAGCAGGUGGGAGCAACAGUGCUGACUGUUGAGGGAGCUGGAGGCAGGAUCAGUGGAUCCAGCAGCUUCUCUGCUGCUGGAUUUUCCCAUUUGCACAUAUCCUGUGAUGUCAUUCAGUUACUGCUUUUCAUGAAUCUGUCGCUGCUUAAGUGGACAUGCAAACUAUCUGCCAGGCUUUGUGUGGGCUUGGUGUAAAACUUGCUUUUCUUCAUGCUGUAAGGCGCCUGGAAAGCAGGGCUGAAGAUUGAAUGAGCUUUCCUUCCAUCUUCCAUGGCUUUGAUUAAUAGUCUUUUGGUGUGAGGUAUUUAUGUUAAACUUCCCCUCUCUUAGGAAAGUGGAGCAUGCGACAUGAUCCCUUCCUCCCCUUUCCUUGCAUUUGCAGGCCUUGAUGGUGUCCCAGGGUCACUUAAUUGGUGACCGUCCCUGAUCUUUUUUGUGUUGGGUGGCUGAGAUCUCUGGGAUUGUCCUGCUGAGCUUCAAGGUGAUCCAGGCUUGGGGAAGCGUUUUUUAAAAGUGAUUCGGAAAUAUAUGCUGCAUACAUAUGCUGUGCAGAGGAACUGGAUAUUCUCAGAGCUUCCUGUAUGUAGUGGUUUCAAGUAUAACCAUUUUGUACUAGCUGCCUUCAGAGAAGCUUGGUGAAGAACUAGUGCCCAAACAACAGACAGCUUCCAUGCAUUAUAAUUUUAUAUACAUAUAUAUUUUUUAACACCACACAAAAUCAUCUCUGAGCUUCCUGCUCUCCCUCACCACAGGCAAGUGCCAGAGCAAGGACUGGUUCUGAAGCCUUUCUGGCUUGGAGAACUUAUAAGACCCAGAGUUUGAGACCAAGGAGGCCAAGGCAUCCAUGGUCUUGCAGGUCUGCUCACAGUAGCCCAGGGGUCCCAACAGACCUGUUUACUCCAGGAGUAGGCCCUUGGAGCUGCUCUCCCUCACCUGCUUCCCCUUUCCUUUCUUCCUUCUUUUUGUUUACCAUGUAACAUACCCAUGGGAUUUGUUUAUUAUUUUUCCAUAUAGAGUAGUUCUUUGUAUAUAAAUGACUGAAAAAAAAAUAUGUAUGAUAAAUAAGACAGAGUCACCUAGUUUUGUACCUAUCGUGUUUAACUGAUGUGAGCUCAGCGACAAGCCGCUCUCUAUUUUGGUCUUUGUGACGUUAUACUCUGCAGAAAUGAGCAAAUAUGAUGACAAAUAUAGAGAUAAUAUAGAUUGUA